AUGCCUAAUGUAUUCUUAUGUAACUACAUUUUUAUAUUUCUAUUAUUAACAAAUAAAAAUUUGAAAACUUUUAAUUAUGUUGAGAGUAAACAUUGGAAUAAUAUAUGCUUAAAAGACCUAUAUGAUAAAAAUGAUAUCAAAUUAAAUAAAACAAACAAAUUAAAACUAAAAUUUAAAAAUUUUAUGUUUUCAGAUUUAAAAAAACAAAACAAAAGAAAAGAAACAGGAACAGCAACAAAAACAGGAACAAUUACACAAAAACAAAAACACAAAAAAAAAAAAAAAUUACAUGGACAAACUAAUGGAUAUUUUAUAAAGAGAAAUAAAAUACAACAAAUAUUUGCUCAUAUUCCUUACAACAAUAAUUUUAAGAAAAUUAAUCAGGACAUAUACACUUUUAAAAAUAUUAAUUAUCAUCCAAAAAACGCUAACAAAAAAGUAUAUCUAAAGAUUAAUAAUGCUACCCAUUUGGAAACAAUUAAAACUUAUAUUACAAAAUGUAUAAAGAAACAUAGACAUCAAAAUGAAGAGGAAACACAAAAAAAAAUAAGAAAUUAUAACAAUAUAAUACAAUAUUAUGUAUCACGAAAAAAUAAUAAUAAUAAUAAUAAUAAGAAUAAUCGAUUCAUUCAUACUUAUAAUAUGCUUUUUAUUAAUCUAUUCUACAAUAUUAUAAGUAAAAAUAGAAAUGGAAAAAAAAAAAAAAAUAGAAAAACAGAUUUCCAAAAAUAUCUAAGGAAAUAUGAAGAACUGUACCAAAAAUUUACACCAGAAAAUGAUGCAGAAAAUAAUGAUAAAAAUAAUAGUGAUUUAAUAUCACAAAUUAAUAAAAAAAACAUUUCUAAUAUUAUUAUUAACGAAUGGUGUUUACGUAAUAAUAAUGAAAAAUAUAAUUCUACAUUAAUGUAUGAUUAUAUAUCUAAUAUGCAUAAUACAGAAUAUCAAGAUAUAACAUGUGUAAAUAAUUUUAUAAAAAAUAAUGAAAUGAUAGAAAAGGAAACAUGGGAACAUAAGCAGAAACCAUAUUUAACGUAUAAAUAUGAAUUUAAAUAUAGAGAUCCCAUAAAUCGAAAAAAUAAAUUGUAUCAAUAUGAAUAUUAUAUACCAAAAUUAAUAACAUAUGAAGAAGAUAUUUCUACUGAACCAAAAUUUGUACCUUCUAAUUUUAAAUCACCUAAAUGUUAUAAUAAUUCCCCUGUGAAUGCUCUAACAACUAGUGGGUUUAGUAGUCGUAAUAUUGAUACCUUUGGAAAAGAAAGAAAUAAAAUAUAUUCAUUCAAUACACCAACUGAUGUAAAAAGAAAUAUAUUUUUUGAUGAUCUCAUAUUAAUAUCAUCAUCUUAUAAUCAACAUUUCUUUCCAAAUUUAAACUUUUUAUUAAAUUUACAUACAUUGCAAAUUCUAAUAAGAGAUAAAACGGCUAUAGAAACUGAUUAUAUGAUAGACAAAUUUGACCAGCUCAAAGAAAAGCUUAUUCAAAUCAAUUCCCCACAUGUAAUAGAUAAUAACAAAAAUUAUGACAUUGACAAUAAUAAUAAUAAUAAUCAUAAUAAUCAUUAUAAUUAUGAUAAUCCAUAUAAUAAAAGGAUAAUACCAAUAAAUAACAAAUCAACAAAUAAUGAUACCUGCACAAGUGAUAAUAUAUCAGAUAUACAACACACGAAGAAUCAAACGAAUGAUCAAAAUAAUAAAAGUAAAGAUGAUGAAAUAAAUGAAGAAAUAUCUAGUAAUUUAACAUAUAAAAAAACCCUAUUUGAUGACAAAAUUCAAUUGUUCAAAAAUAAAUAUGAUAAAAAUAUUCUGGAUGAUAAAGAUUUUGUUCAACUAUGGAAAUAUAACGAAAAAGGAGAAAUAGUAGAAACAAUCAAUAAAAUACCUAUACCAAAAAUUUAUUUAAAUAUUGAUGAUCCCAAAUAUCUGUCAUGGAAAAUUUUACAAAAUUCUGGAAAAACAGCUUUCAAAGAAAUUCCAACACCAAAUAGAAAACUAGAAGCAUGGAGGCAACAAGUAAAUUUAAAAACAUUUUAUAAACAAAAUUUUGAUAGCAGUAUAAGUUUAAGAAAUAUUUCUAAAGAAGAAUUGGUUGAUUAUAAAAUGAAAAUAGUAGAUAAUACAUUUGAAAAAAAUGAAAAGGUUCAAAAUGAUAUAUCUGAUCAUUUUGAUAACAUGAAAAUGGAUAAUCAACAAAAUGAAGAAAAUGUGGAACUGGAUGAGAAUAUAAAUCAUUAUAAUAGUGAUAAUAUAAAUGAUGAUAAUAUAAAUGAUGAUAAUAUAAAUGAUGAUAAUAAUAAUCAUAAUAAUGAUAAUCAUUAUUACUAUGGAGAUACCCACAAAAUCAAUAAUCAAAAUAAAAAAAAUGUUAACGAUACUAUUAAUAUAAGUGAAAACACAAAUAUGGAUGAUAAUAAUAAUGAAAUAUAUUCACAAAAUUAUAAGGAACAAAGAAUAAAAAAUCAAGAUAUAUCUAAUAAUGCAUAUAAUUUUAAUAAAGAACAAAUUGACAAGUGCAAAAGAAAAUACAAAAAAGCUUUUUAUACACUAGUUGUUAGAGAUGGGAUAGUAGAUGAAUAUUUAUCUGAUGAUAUUAACAUUUUAAAAAAUUUAGAUAACAAAUUAAAAAAAAAAUCUGAAAUAAACCAAAAUAAGGAAAAUGUAAAUGAAAAUGAAAAUAAUUCACAAAGUGAUAAUAAUACAACGAAACAACAUAUUCAAGAUGAACAAGUAACUGAACAAAAAAAAAGUAAAAUAUUUGUUGGUAGCUUUUUUAAUGUAAAAGAUGUAGAAAUUGAAUAUUUAAUUAAUAAAGAAUUAUAUUUUAUACCUGAACAUUCAAAUUGGUAUAAAACAAAUACACAACCAUUUAUUAGAGGCCAAAUUGGAAAACAGUCAAGAAAAUUUGAUAAUGAUUAUCCUAUUUAUGAUUAUAGAAAAAGUGAUUUUGGUAUGGCCAAAUUCUCAUCAUUAAAUUUAGCAUCUAUCAAAGAUUGUGCUGUAGUAUAUUUAGAUGAAAAUAUUGAUUUAAGUGAUAAAUUUAUUCAUGUUAUAUUUAUAGCAACCUCAAAAAAUGAAGAUAUUAAUAAUAAUAUUAAUAAUAAUAAUAAUAUUAAUGAUAAUAAUAAUAUUAAUGAUAAUGAUAUAUAUGAAAAACAAUCGAAAUAUAAUGUAUAUCAAAAUAUUCCAUCUAAUAACAAACAAAACAAUUCAAAUGAUAAUUCUGAAUAUAAUAACGAACAAAAUAAUUGUUGUAACAUACAAAAUACAAAUGAUGAACAAAAUAAUAACGAAUAUGAAAAAGAAGAAAGUGCUCCAAAAUGUCAUGAACAAAAAGUUAUAUCGAGUCAUGAUGAUACAAUACAAAAUUGUGAUAUUGAAAAAAAUGAAUGUAAAGAAAAUAAAAAAAAUAAAUAUACACAAAUCAAAUUAACAGAAUAUCAUACGCACAAUCCAAUAACAAAUCCUAGAUUAGUUGUAUAUGUAAAAGGUAAUAGCAAAAUAAAUAUAUACGAAUCACAUAUAUCAUUAAAUAAAAGUAAUAGUGGACUAGUUAAUGGAUUCACAAGAAUUUGUUUAGAAGAAAAAUCCAAUGUAAAACAUACAUUAUCUCAAGAAUUAGGAAAUAAUGUAUGGCAUUUUCAUAACGUAUCAGUAAAAAAUGGAUUAAAUGCAAAUUAUAAAUUCGUUGAUAUAUUACUAGGUAGCUUAUCCUCAAGAAUUAAUUUACAAAUAGAAGGAGAAAAAGGAUGUAAACAAGAAAGUUAUGGUUUGUCAUUAUUAGAAGAUAAACAAAAUAUUAGUCAAUAUGAAAUGUUUCAUCACGAACAUCCAUCUAUGGAAACUAAUCAAUUAUUUAAAUGCUUAGUAUCUGAUAAAGCACAUGCCGUUUGGAGAAGUAGAGGUAGAAUAGAAAGAAAUGCAAUAAAAGCAAAAUUAAAUACAUUAUGUAAAUCUAUUCUAUUGAAUUUUGGAGCUAGUGCUGUAUGUAUACCCACACUAGAAAUUAUACCAAGUGAUAUAGAAUGUGCAAAUCACGGUGCAACCAUAAGUGAUUUAGAAAAAGAACCCAUCUUCUCAUUAAUGACAAGAGGAAUAUCUGAACGAAAUGCUAGAGAAAUAAUAAUGAAUUCUUUUGUUAAGGAAAUUUUAGACCAUAUAUCUGACGAAAAUCUUAAAAAUAGGGUAUAUCAAAAGGUUUUAAAAUUUUCUCAAAAGUAUAAAAGUUCUACUUAUUGA
Molecule: messenger RNA, 4230 nt
Organism: Plasmodium reichenowi
Lineage: Eukaryota; Apicomplexa; Aconoidasida; Haemosporida; Plasmodiidae
Product: FeS cluster assembly protein SufD, putative
Exons: 1
Coding region: 1-4230 (1409 amino acids)
Biological process (GO): iron-sulfur cluster assembly
Source: RefSeq, a predicted model, not a curated record